CCCACCACACCCUCAACCUCAGUCAGCGAACUGACUUCACGAAAUUUUCGAAAUCGCAAAGAAAAGUUACGCACCCAAUUCGUCAACUCCACGAGAAAAACCCACUCAGAAGACGAAGAACAAUUCCUCCGCGCCUACACAAUGUCGAAUGUCUGGUGGCGCAGUACGACCAGCAGUACCAGCAGCAGCGGGUGUGGAAUGCAGAGCCUGCGAAGCAGCGGCGGGCUGCUAGUACGCAAGCAGCAGCCGGCGCGAGUUUUCGCGGCAAGGACGUAUGCGCGGAAAGCGAUGACGAAGCGGGAGAAGGCUGCGAUUCGGUCGAAGCGCGUGCCGUACAUUGAGACCAAGAAGUAUCUCAACAAGGCGGGCUUGCCGGACGUGAACCCGAUUUUCGGGCGAUACACGCCUUUUGUGCGGAAAAUUUUGGUCGGGUUGGGUGCUGGCGCGCGGAUUCCUGCGGAUGCGCCGAAGACGGCGGUGGAAAAGAUUGAUGGUGCGGAAAAGGAGGAGAAGGCGUUGGAGCUUGGAUACGGGCUUUCGAACCAGGAGCCGGAUAUGAUUAUGUUUGCGAUUGAGAACAAGAAGGCGGAGGAGCGCUUUGCGAGUGCGCGCGAACAGGUCGAGAAAGGCGUCGCUGAGGUCGAGGAGCUGUACGCGCCUGUGAUUCAAGAGGCCAAGCAGCGGGUCGCUGACGCGGUCGAUGCCGAUGAACUCCAGGAUGCAAGGGAUUACCUCGCCGAAGUCGAGGCCACGCAACAGCAGUACAUCGACGAGGCGCGCAAGCAGCCGUGGAAAGACACGGCCGCGGAGGACGUCGAGCGCGGCUACGAGCACCAGCGGCAAGCAGUCAACCGUAUCAUGGCCAUCACCCGCGCGGACGCGGACUCGUGGCGCAAGGGGAUGGUGAAGAACGCGGUGAAGGAGUUUGGCAUGGACAGUCUGGACUCGGGGUCGGCGGAGUCGCAGGCCGCGGUGAUGACUGUUCGCAUCGUGACGCUGGCGGAGCACGUAAGGGUGAAUAAGAAGGACAAUUCGGCGACGCGGAGACUGACGAUGUUGAUUCAGCAGCGUAACUCGAUGCUCAAGUACUUGAAGAAGAAGAGCAUUGCGAGAUACAUGCUGUGCAUCACCCGUCUCGGUCUGGACGACGCGGCAAUCACGAAGGAGUUUAGAUUUUCCAGGAAGCUGUUGGGCGAGUAGAAAAGCGUGCAGAGGAGAUGUUUUAUUAAUGUAUAUACUACCUAUAACAACCUGUACAAUCGUAU
Molecule: messenger RNA, 1265 nt
Organism: Myxozyma melibiosi
Lineage: Eukaryota; Fungi; Ascomycota; Lipomycetes; Lipomycetales; Lipomycetaceae
Exons: 1
Coding region: 142-1200 (352 amino acids)
Biological process (GO): translation
Cellular component (GO): cytosolic small ribosomal subunit; ribosome
Molecular function (GO): structural constituent of ribosome
Source: RefSeq, a predicted model, not a curated record